Messenger RNA from Cercopithifilaria johnstoni, 525 nucleotides. The record is from the annotation of a GenBank genome assembly. Lineage: Eukaryota; Metazoa; Nematoda; Chromadorea; Rhabditida; Onchocercidae.
AUGGACAUUAAAUCAAUAUUCCCAAUUAAACCGAUUAAUGAUUUAGAGGAUAUUGUUGCUGACUUCAAUAUUACCAAUCAUUUAUACGACUAUUAUACACAAAAACAACUAAAAAAUGAAGCAUGUCAUGCAUGUCCAGAAUUUAAAUCGACAAAUUGUACAAUUUUUAAUGAAAAUUUACGAUGUUUAAAACCGAAAAUAUGGUAUCAUCGUGGUGAUUAUUGUUUGCAUGCUAAAUUCGCAUGUAAUCACAAUCUUCAUGCUUUGCAAGGACGAUUGAUUGAUAAAAAUGGAUUGAAUGAUGAUUACGCAGAUCCAAGUGAAGAUGAUACAAAACAUGAAACAUAUGGUGUACAUCAAUUACAUCGAUUAGAUAAAUCGAUUGAAUAUUUUCCUAUACGUAAUCCUAAGCUAUUUAUACUUAAACGUUUACACUGUAUGAGUGAUAAAAGAUGGUACUAUCGAUCUAAUGAACCAGAUAUUAUUAUUCGAGUUGAUCAAAUUUUUUGUUUGUAUGUUUUAUAA